Nymphaea colorata (pocket water lily) is the source of this 2281-nucleotide messenger RNA. RefSeq names its product putative serine/threonine-protein kinase. The coding region runs from base 525 to 1676 and encodes 383 amino acids. The record is from RefSeq and is a predicted model, not a curated record. Gene Ontology annotation, molecular function: ATP binding; protein kinase activity. The transcript has 6 exons. NCBI's taxonomy places the organism in Eukaryota, Viridiplantae, Streptophyta, Magnoliopsida, Nymphaeales, Nymphaeaceae. Gene Ontology annotation, biological process: protein phosphorylation.
GAUAAACAAACUGCCUCACCUUGCGGGAGAAGAGGAAAAACAAAAGAAGGGGCCUGCGGCUGCGAUGGAGAAAACGACCUGGUCAAGCUUGGCGUGUGGUCGACCGCGUUCUUCCGUUCUUUCUGAUUUCUACAAAGACAAAAAAUCGACGACCCGACGAGGAGGACGAAGGAAGCGCAUGAAGCUAGAAGCAGCAGUCUAUCUGCUAAUUGCACUGCAAAGGUGGAAAGUGACCACGGACCGUCAAGGUAGCAAGGCUCCGUGGCGUGCUGAUUGAUUAUGCGUAAACGCAUCAAACAGGUCUCUCUGGUCAACCUCCCUUCCUCCUCUAGCGGUCUCCGUCUGUUAACGACCUUUACAUUUCCGAGUAUCAAAGUUGCCUCCAUCGAUCCAACGACAUUUACUUCCCACAUCGGGCUGGCUGGGUUUCUUCUCUGUCCUGCUUCUUUUCUUCCUUCAUCCAAGGGCGUAAGCUCCAUUUCUUUGCGGGUGGAUCAAAUAAAUAGCGUGGUAUUCUGAUUAUUAUGGGAUACAGAUUUACCAGCUGUUUCUCCUUCUGUACCUCCUCGGAACCCUUUUCUGUAGGUGCUCAACGCGGUUCGGAAAACGUUAAAGACGGACGCUUGUACUCGUACAAGGAGUUGAGUGCUGCCACUCAAGGCUUUCGUCCAUCCAACAAGAUUGGUCGAGGUGGCUUCGGCCCCGUCUUCAAGCAGGGAAGGCUGAAGGAUGGCACUAUUGUGGCUGUAAAGGUGCUGUCAGUUGAGGCUAAACAAGGGGAAAAAGAAUUUUUAAGUGAAAUAGCUGCUAUUUCCAACAUCAGACAUGACAAUCUUGUUGAGCUACUUGGCUGCUGCAUUGAUGGAAAGAACAGAAUGUUGGUCUAUGGUUAUGUGGAGAAUCGUAGCCUUUCUCAAACAUUAUUUGCAGAUUCUGAAUACGACCAGAACAAUUUCAGUUGGACAGUUCGGCGCAAUAUCUGUCUUGGUGUUGCUCGUGGCCUUGCAUUUCUUCAUGAGCUGGUUGAACCACACAUAGUGCAUCGGGAUAUUAAAGCCAGCAAUAUACUUCUUGACAGGAAUCUUAAUCCAAAAAUUUCUGAUUUCGGAUUUGCUAAGCUUUUCCCAGAUGACAUUACACACAUUAGCACCCGUGUUGCUGGAACACUGGGCUACCUAGCACCAGAGUAUGCACUACAUGGAAAGCUGACUAGGAAGGCAGAUACCUAUAGUUUUGGAGUGCUUCUUUUAGAAAUAGUUAGUGGAAAGUGCAUUACAACCACAGGUGUACUGCUUGGUGAGCAAAAUCUACUGGAAGCGGUUAGUUCCUCUGCAAGCUUCUGUGCAUGGGCCCUUUACAAAGCUGGUAGGCUUUUCGAACUAGUUGACCUAAAAUUGAAUGGGAAAAACUGUGAAGAGGCAAUGUGGUUUAUGAAGAUAGGGCUCCUCUGUGUGCAAAAGAUCCCAAGCUGGAGACCCAGAAUGUCUGCAGUUGUGAAUAUGAUUUUGAAUGAAAACGAUUCGGGAGAUGUCCAAAUAUCAGAACCCGGGUUUAUUGCUGAUGUUGAUGCCAUAAAAGUUGCCCGCGAGCAAUCAUCUCAAAGCCCUAGUCAGUUGCAAUCAUCAUUAUUUUCGUCCAAAAGCACUUUACAGUUUCAGGAAUCCUUGGCUAAAUGAGCUUUGGAAGUUGGACCAUACAUCACUUAUUGAUGGUUUAUCCUCAUGAAGUACAUGGUGCAUACAGCAGAUCAUGAAUUGGCUAAAUUUCAAGAUGUCUUGAAAUUACUGUUGAUCCAUCCAUUAUGUUGGUCAGAAUCAAUCUUUAAAAGGGCUUCCUAUUUCAGUUUUCACGAGUGAGCCUCCUUUGUUGAACGUAUGAACAGGGAAAUUCCUGCCAGCUUCUUUUAUGUUUGUUCCAUCUGUUAUUCGAUGAAUGCUUUGGGGAGAAGCGUGGGGCCCCUGAAGAUGGUCAAGAUUUGCAACAGCGGUCAUUGGCACUCGAAGGAUGAAGAGGAACGCUUGAACGUGCCGUUUCGGGUCUUACGUUUUCCAAGAAGCCAUGUUUAUGCAAGGCAUACGCAAGUCUGCUAGCUCUUGGCCAACUCAUGUUAGUGGGAACCUUGUUCGAUGGGAUCUACCCAAGCACUUUUUAUGACAUUUAGCUCGAAAAUGUGGAGAGAGAGAGAGAGAGAGAGAGAGAGUCAAGCCGAUACUGACGUCGGCAGAAACAACGACACCAGGAAAUGCAUGUCGGCACGCUCUGUGCUUUUUCAAGUUAUUAA